GCUUAUAAGAUCGUAACAGAUGGCGUCUGUGUAGGUCGCCACCACUUGCGCAUGAGGAAACAACGACGUGAGCUGGUAGCGAUGUUUAUACCUCCGAUAUGCUGCGCAAUUAGACAUAAACGCAACAGAUCUGUAACAAAAUUCACGAUAAUCCACAGGAUAUACCAGCCAAAAUCUAAGUUAAUGUAGAGAGGAGUUUCUACCCCCUACGUGGUCAGAUAGACUGCUGCAAACUUGAUUUUAUAUUCAGAACUCACUUCCGUAAAAAUGGGUUGUAUCUUUUCAAAGACAAAGGAGAAAACACGUCUUCUUAGGGAUGCACCUAUAGUUGUCAUCUGUAGCAGCUCUAAAGAAGAGAGCGUCAAUGGUAUCAAGCAAUAUAUCAAAGAAAACAUGGCAAGUCACCUUAAAUCAGCAAGGUUGGAGUUCAAACUUCUGCCAUUCAACGAGAAAGACAUGAAGGAAUUUAAACUUCGCGGUAUUGAGGCGUUGAUUCUCUGUCACUCUAUGGAAAUCAGGGGACCUUUAUCAUCCAUAUAUGACAAAUUCUUGAAGAAGGCAAAAGAUUGUUUAGGGAAGAAAAAAGUAGCUGCCAUCGUGCACGACUAUAAAAUUCCAUUGGAAGCACAUGAAAUUUAUGACAAAAACAACAAGUCCAAGCUCAAAAUGGCGUCGUUGGUUCUCUCCCUUAGUCGAAGGUCUGAUGACGGCGAAAUUCAGAUGACUAAAGGACAGAAGGACAGGUUCACACUCUUCUUCAAUUUGGCAGUUGAGGCACUUCCUUGUCACAAAAAGAUUUCUCGGGCCUUUUACAGAUUUUUCUACCGUGUGAUCCGUCAGUAAAAGUCAAAAGUGACACAUGGGGAGCGCUAUACACGAAAGGAUUUGUCGGACAUUUUAUCCGACAGUUACCAUAGAAACAGUGCUUCUCGGUCAAUCAAAAUAAUGUCAGAUCGGACAGCUUGUCGGACAAAAAUGUUGAUGAAUUAAACGCUAGCAGACGAUUGUAAACCGUCACUUGCCAGAGAAAUGAAGGAUAAAGGUUUCCACAUUGGUCACAUAACUUAACUUUCUAAUCAUUCUACCUCCAGCAUGCCCUAAUCUUCCUUAGAUAUGGGCGGAUACAGGAUUUAGGCCUAAUUAUAUAGGAGGAGGUUCUUUUUACACCCCAUUGCUUUUUAAAUAUUCCGUGAAAUCUGACGUUUGAAUAAUAUUUCACUCGAUCUGGAUGGAAUAGAGCUGGAAAAAAGAAACCCAACAGUGGGCAACAAUGUCAUAACUUUAAAGGACAAGUCUACCCCAACAUAGAGUUGAUUUGAAUAAAAUAACAAUCAAACAAGCACAACACUGAAAAUGUCAUCAAAAUCGGAUAUAAAAUAACUGAAAGUUAAUUAUGACAUUUUACUAAUUUCGCUUAAUUUCACAAAACAGUUAUAAUUUUAUGCGCGUCCUGGUCAGUAUGCAAAUGAAAAGAGUGAUGACAGCAUACACUCACUAUUUCUAUUGUAUUUCAAUAUGAAAUAUUAAUUACAAUGUUCUUCUUAGUUAAUUUUCUAUGAAGCAAAGUUUUAUUCCUUCCUAAACAUGUGGUAUUACAAUUUUUAUAACAUUUUAUGAAUCAUUAAAGUUGGUCCUUAAUGACAAAUCUUUGAAAAUGAAAUAUUGUAUUAUUAAAAAAAAAAAAAAUGAAUGAGUGAUGGACAUCAUCGACUCUCUCAUUUGCAUGUCACUGAAUUGUGCAUAUUAACUGUUUCGUGAAAAAUAAGCGAAACUUAUAUGUCAUAACUUUCUUGUUUUACAUCCGAUUUUGAUGAAAUUUUCAACGUUAUGCUUGUUUGAUUUUUCUGUAUUGAUUCACAUCAACAUUUUUCUGGGUUGGACUUGACCUUAAAUGUUGUCAGUUUUUUUAUACGCCAGUACGAUGAGUGGCAACAAUUACAUUUACAAAAAAUUGAGACCCUCUUGUGUGAAUCCUGUGCCAUCAUUCUUGGUAUAUACAUCAUUAAUUUUCAUUGAAAUAUGUUAACUAUCGAGUCCUUUGAAAUCAGUGAGGAUAUUUUUGGUAUUGUAUAUAUAUAGAGAGAGACAUAGAGUGUGUCAAAUUCCUCUUAUAACUCCGGUAGAACGUUUGUUUACUUUGAUCAUAUUCCCGCUCCCCUUUGUUUUAUGAGUCUUUCCUUUAAAGUAAACGUUCAGUUUGGUUGAAUAUAUAAAGGUUCCAAAUAAAAAUUUUCUAUCCAAAAUCUGAAUAUAGAUUCUGUACAUAAUAACCUUUCACUCUGUUAUAUAAAGUUGUGAGGAGAAUCUGAUAAACAAUUUAAUAUCUUUUAUUUUACACUGCAUGUAGCACCCUUGUUGAAUAGGUUCCUACAUUCAAAAUGAUUAGUUUGUUUCGGAGUGCAAGCUUAUAAUCCUUUUCGUAUUGACCCCAUGUCGUUAUAUUUCAUGGGUAUUUUUUGGUGUAGUUUUUAAAAGGCUCUUUUCAUAAUUUGUUUUAGUUGGAUAAUUGUCACAUACUGUGUAACUAUGAUCAUAAGGCCUAUAUAACCAUCAUGACAAAUUUCACGCGCCCCCUAUAAACCCCCUUGCAAUUUUUAAGCAGUUACACUAUACGGUAAACAUUUUGUUUCUUCAGAAUGUUGAGUAACAAUGUUUUUUCUUUCUGCAACAUUCUGAUCAAAUAAUCUUGUUUUGUAUGCCAUUCGCUUAGGCCAUUAUUGAACAAACUAAAAUCAUUUUUAAAAUGAUAUAAUAUGUGUAAAUAGCAUGUUUGUACUCGCGUGUUCUUAUCAAGUUUGGAGUAUAUAUAGUGGCAUAGGUUUGCUAAUGAUUGCCUAUAGGCCUAUAGAGUUGCCAACUCGUCCACUCACCACAUAUAUUCUAUACCUUCAUUCAGUAUGCCAUUCCGUCCAUCAACAUUUCGUCUAACAACCAUUUGGUCCAAUCAUCAUUUCGCCUAAUUAACAGUUAGUCUUUGACCAUUUCGUCUCAUGUUAAGUUAAUUUUGGUCUAAUAUUCGUUUUAUUUUCAUUCAUUUCUGUCUAAUUAGACCUAUGGGCGGAAAUCCCAGGGGGGACAGGGGGACGUGUCCCCCUACUCAAAAUAGUAGGGUGGGACACAAUAUCAAAUGUCCCCCCUACUAUUUGUGGUCUUUUAUGAUGGUAAGAUAUACAUCAUUGAAAAUCGAAAUAAAACAUGUAUUUCAUGACGAGAUGACCGAUGACCUUACUUUGGGAUGACAACCCUUUUUUUUUGCUUGUCAAAUUUAAUUUCGUCGAAAUUACCUUAUAUUUGGGGUGAUAACCUUUUUUUUUUUCUUUUUUUUUUUGCUUGUCAAAUUUUCCAGCCCCUUGUCCCCCCCUACCUUUUGGGAGAAAUUUCCGCCCCUGAUUAGACCAAAUGGCUAUUGGACCAACUGUUCAUUAGACGAAAUGGAAAUUAGACCAUGUGGAUAUUGGACGAAAUGAUGGUAGACCAAAUCCUAAAUGAUAAGUAGACGAGUAGGCAAUCGGACGAAUCGGCAUUGGACCAAAUGAAAAUACCAACGAUAUCGAUAAUUGCAUGCGUCGGGUUUUGCAGUCCUAUUCCGAUCCUACACCACCACUAACUAUUUUAUAAUUUCAUAAAAAGGGACUUCAUGUUUAAAAGCUUAGCUUAUAUGUUACAGCUGAGCCCCCCCCCCCCCCUCCCAUAUAUGAUCCCCAAUGUUCAUUUGCGUUUGUAAAUUAUGUUGUAAAUGUUAGGUUCUAUGAUCCUAAUUUAUUAAAUAACUGAAAUAAAGAAAACAAUAGAUAUCAUUGUAAAAAAAAAAACAAGACCACAAUCAAUGUAAAUAAAUUAUGAUGUAAAUAAAGCACGUGUGCAUAUUAUAUACUAGUAAGUUGUUAUAGUAAUUAAAUAGGCCUAUUUGAACUGCAUUAUACUGGUAAUCACGUCGUUAUUUUCGAUAUACCACUGUCUAAAAUACUGUAUAGCCAACAUCGAAAUGAAGUUCCUGGUGCUCAUAUUACAGUGCCUUUUAAAAAAUAUGUUUCCCUAUUUACGUAUGGUUAGAGUUCCUGAUUUUGCUGCUGUUUAACUUCAACAGGAACUACACUUUGAAGAUUUUGGGAAAACAAAAUAUAUGAACUCGUUUGUUUACUUAUAUUUUCCCUUUGUUUCUCGGGGUAUCCACUAUAUAAGCGUUGCUUUUGUGUGAUUUUUAUAAUACGUUUUUAAAAAAUUGUAUAUUGUGUCAAGCAGCUGUAUAUAAAUAAAUAAAAACAUUUUGCUUGUAAAUCUAUAAAUGA
This is a messenger RNA of Lytechinus pictus (painted urchin), 4289 nucleotides long. RefSeq lists its product as uncharacterized. The record is from RefSeq and is a predicted model, not a curated record. The transcript has 3 exons. The coding region runs from base 268 to 843 and encodes 191 amino acids. NCBI's taxonomy places the organism in Eukaryota, Metazoa, Echinodermata, Echinoidea, Temnopleuroida, Toxopneustidae.